GCAGCUCAGUCGAAUUUUAUCCACCGAACAGACGAAAUGGCCUCUGCGAUGGCUGGGAUCGCCGCCACGCUGCUGGUGGUAGUCGCCGCGAUCAGCACAGCGGAGGGUGCGUGUCCGGCCGAGCUGAACCUCGACUGGAGAGAGUACGACGGCAACUGCUACUGGUUCUCCACGUUCAGGACCUCGUGGCUGGAGGCCAGGAAGGCGUGUCAGACCGAGUACCCGGGCGCCGACCUGGCUGCCAUCCACCACCUUGAGGAGAACUCGUUCAUUUCGGAGACGUUCUCCGGGAAGGACGCCUGGAUCGGCCUCAAUGAUCGGGACCACGAGGAUCAGUUCAGCUGGUGCAACGGCGACCCCGUCGACUUUCUGUACUGGGCCAGGGGCCAGCCGGACGAUCUGUGGUUUGACCAGGACUGCGCCCACAUCGACUACGACAGCUCCACCGGCCAGUGGGACGACGAGGACUGCGACGACGAAAAACACUUUGUCUGCAAGGUGGCCAGCGUCGCGGCUUAGUGGCUGGGGUGCUACAGAAAUAUCACAUUUGAAUGAUGGAACUACAUGGUUUUAGAGCAGAGGCAGAUGCGAAAUAUAACGGAAUACGAAUAGAA
Molecule: messenger RNA, 614 nt
Organism: Amphibalanus amphitrite
Lineage: Eukaryota; Metazoa; Arthropoda; Thecostraca; Balanomorpha; Balanidae
Product: lectin BRA-3-like
Exons: 4
Coding region: 37-519 (160 amino acids)
Source: RefSeq, a predicted model, not a curated record